CGGUAAUAUGAAAAUUUUCUCCCCCAACUUGACAAGUCCUCUAUCAUCAGAUUAUCGCAGUUACUGUAACUACAGCAAAUUCCUAUUCUUAACUAAUAGAAACAACUAUGAGCUGACAUUAAAUCAUUGAAAGUAUAAUAACGCAAAACACCGAACACUGUGAACGCAGAUACAAUUUACUGUGGACCUAGAUACGUUUUCCUGCUCAUCUAGACCUUAUUUUCCUGUUCAUCCGACACUCUGCUGUGCACUCCGCAGGCUGGGGGCCUGUGUGCCGCUUCCAGAUUCUUUUUUUUUUUUGACAAGUGCCGCUUCCAGAUUCGUGGUGGUAUAUUUGGUUCCUUUUUUACUUUCGUUGGGUUGGAGAUUGGUGGCUGACGGUUUACUGUGCUCUUUGGCAGGGGUCUCUGUGUUGGAUUUGCCCUGCUGAUGGGAUUGUUGUGCCUUCUUUUGCUCUUAAACUGAGUUAGGUUCUUUCCGCGUUGGUCAUGGGAGAUCGUUUGGUGUGGCCAGUGCUGGAUGCUGUCAGACUUGCGGAUUUGGGGUGCUAUUUUGAUGGAGGCUGAUUUCGUUAGUGAUAGGUGUAGCCGCCAUUUUCAUCCUCUUUUGCUUUUGCAUGUGGUUCCUUUUUGUUCUUUACACAUUGUUCCUUCUUUUUUUAUUUACUUUCUCUUGGGAGGAGUGCUUUUGCAAUUGAUUUGCUCUAUUGGGAGAGUUGCACUGUUCAGCCGUGCGGAGAUCGAUGCUUGGGCCAGAAAAUCGAUGCUUGGUCAGUGGGUUUGUGAUUGAUGGCUGGUUUGUCAAGUGGAGAGCCUUAUUAUUUCAGGGGGUUCACCUGGGUUCAUUUAUUUUUUUUCGCUUCUUUGCUCCUGCUCUCGGUUUCACUAUCUCCUGGUUUUCCUUCAUUGUGGUUUUAAUGGGUUCGACUCUUUUGUGCAAUCUGAGAGGGGGAAGUCGAAAUGUUACUCUGCGAUUGCGUCUGCUUCAUAUGUGGCUUGCAAAAACGCCCUCGGGGUCAAGGAUCUUCAACCAUUGUUGUCUGUGGGCUGAUCAGACGGUGAGUAUUUGGGAGUAAGUUGUGAUCUUAGGGGUGUUUGUUGAGUUUUUAUAGGGUUAUCUUAGUUUUUCAUUGACUGUUUGCUCUGGGUUUUUUGUUGGUGGUUUCCUUUGUUCACUUUUUGCUCAAAGCUUUGGGAAUUUUGUCUGCCAUGCUGCAGUUGCGUUUUCCGCAUCGCACCCCGUCUUAUUUCAGUUGUAAUCGACCUUCUAUUCGUGUUUGAGCUUCUGUGUUUGGCAUGUGUGGCCAUUUUUUUUAUUUUGGGUUUGCAUUUCAGAAGCCAUUUCGUUGCUCUUCCUUGCUUGGUUUUCACAUUGCUCCUGGUGUGCUUGCAGGGGAUGCUGAUCCAAUCACUUUCUGAUCCUGAGAUGGCCGCGGAUACAGAAAGUGUUCUUCGUGUUGGAGCCAUCUAUGUUAUCAGCCGAUUUGGCCUUCAGUCAGCAAAGGGGCUCUAUCGGGCUUGCUCUUUUGAUCUGACUAUUAGAGUGACAAGGUCAACAGGAUUUCAGCAGUGCACUCUUCCAGCUGCUGGAUUUCCUGCAGAUUCUUUUGAGAUUGUGGUGUAUAACCAGUUGCACACCAGAAGUGGGAACCAUGCUAUUCUUACAGGUUGUGCUCUUUUUUGUUUUCUGUCCGUUAGCGGGUCUUAUGUGGUUGGUUGAGUCUUUUCUGAUGCCCAUGAUUUCCUCAUGUUUAUAUAUAUGUUCUUGAAGAUGUUGUCGGGCGCUUGCAUUCCAUUGGCGGCAUCGGUCAUCAAGUGACAGAGUUUGGACCGACUGCUAAACGUGCUUGAGAAUCAUCUGUAUGUGUAUGGUGGUGUUUCUUGCUUCUAUAGGUUUGGCUUUUUUUAUCUCCAGUUCGUGUCCUGACAUGAUAUGCUUCUGGAUUCAACAGGGGUGGAACAGUUGCUAUCACACUUUGGGAUGAGCUGACGGCAGUUCUUGAUCGUAUUGCUUUGAUCCAGGCAGAUUUGAUUGAACCUGUUAUAAUUGCUGUUGGGAGUCUUAUGGUUUCUCUUGUUAAUGGAAAUUAUGUGUGCUCCAGUUCAUCGGCUACUAGGGUGGCUGUCAACCCACAGAUUCCAAAGGCAGUUCAUCUGGUCACUCACUUUGGAGGGUCAAGAAAUCCUGUGGCGGAGCUGCCAGUGGAGUUUGCCACAGCAGAGGCAGCUGCUGCCGAUGCUGCAAACCGAGCUCGAACCAUAGCUGAACUGUUGGACCUUCAUAAUGCUGGAGCGUCGGUGGAAUCCAAGUACUGUUGUGGUGGGAUCGUAAGUUCUGUCGAGUCUCGGACCCCGUGGUACUACACUGCCUGCAAUAUGUGUUUGAGGAAGUGCUUUACGUGGAGGGGGGCUGGUUAUUGGUGCCCAGAGCAUUGGGAAAUCUCUGAGGAGCAUAUCAGAGUUGGUUAUAAGAUACAGUUGACUUUGCGGGACAUGACUGGAGAGGCCCCAUUCAUAAUUUUUGGGUCCUGUGGCAAUGUUCUUACCCAUACAACUGCACAGAUUUUGGCACAGAGAUACCCACACAGGCCAGGCCAGCUCCCACCAGAAUUGGGUACAUUGAUUGGUCAGUACUUCAAGUUUGAGGUCAAGUUACCGAUGGUGCCAGUCGGUGGAUCCUCCAGUGGAGAGUAUAGGAUGUUGAGGGUGUUUCCAAAUGACAAUCUUGAAGCUCAACUACCACCUCCAAUGAUGCAUGCUCUGCCUCCGAUUGUGCCUGCCCCGCCUCAAGUUGCAGCAGUGGUUCCUGCUCAGUCCUCUCACCGCCCUCAGGUGGUCCAGCCAAGUAAUCAAGUUACCUUGAAUGUUUCACCGGGAGGCAUGCAGUUGUCUCCUGCCGGUACCUAUGGAGCGUCAUCAAGCAGUUCUGCAAAGGGAAAGGAAAAGAUCUCCAGUCCAGUGUUCCAGAAUGUCAAUCCAGUUUUCUGCAUUGGUCAGCCUGUAUCUGAAAUGCCAGGCCAAGUGAUCGAUCAAGCCCUGCCUGCUAAUCCUCCAUCAGACAACCCGGACAUCUCUCAUGGUAAUGCAGCCCCUGUCUCACAGGGAUUGACUCUCCCCCUGGAUCAGAUGGUGUGCAGUUCAUAUCCUGAGAACCUUCAGGGAGUGCUCAAGGCUGAUGCAACAGUCGUUGCUGAGCCACUUGCAUCUGCGAGUGGACCUGUUGUGUCUGCCAAUGUUCCUGCAACUUCUGAUCUGGUGGUGAAUGAAGGACCAAAUAUGUCCAUCCCAUCUCUGGCUAUAACUUCCAAUGAUCCACCAAGUACUCUUGCUGGAAGUGAUGUUGUUUCACAGAGUUCUUCUCCAAUGACCAAACUUUUGGCCUCUCCUUUGGCUUAGGUCAAGUUGGAGAAGCUGGAAAGCACAACACCCAAGAAUGACAGUGAUGGCUCUCAGAGUUCUGCUCCUUUUACUAUAGGGGAGUCAACCACUGGUGUUAGAGCUAGCAAGCGUACUCCUGUCAAGCGUCGCCUUUAUGAUGCAUGAAUGCUCCUUUCUAGCCUAGCUGAAUUUUGGUGGCAUCAAAGGUCAGUAUAUGAGAUGUUGGCCAUUGUUAUUUGUGUGCCAUGUUGAAUCCUUAAUGUCCUGGCCUGAUUAUGUCUAUUAUCUUCUUUAUAGGUGGAGUUGAAUGUGUUACAUGGUGCUAGCAGUUGCUUAAUCAAGUUUCUGAUGUUUCUCAUGUACAUAUGGACAAUCGAUCGUGCGACCCAAGAUAGUUUCCUUCCUCGACUUUUGGAUAAGUUGACGGUUUUUGUUGGGGAAAUGUGGGUUUGUUUUGUGGGAGCCAGCAAUGUAAUAGUAGCAGAAUGGUUGGUGAUGCUGCAACGUGUAAGUCCUUUGUAGUUAUGUAGUGUCAAGAACAAGUAUAUGGUAAUUAUGCUUGGUGACAGGUAUCUGAACCAUGUGUAAAUGUCAGUCAUGUAAGCUCUGUUAUGGACUUCUGGUAUCUUAUGUUAGUAUGUAUGUGAUGUUGUUCCCCUAUAACUGAAGUUGUGUUUUUUUUUUACUCGAGUGAUCACCAUUUCUAUAUCAUUGAGCAAGGGAGGUUUUGACUAUUAUUAGGCAAAAUGUGAUGUUGUUCUCUAGGCUAUGAGUUUACAGUUUGGUGAGCUCUGACUUUUUAUAUGACAGGAUUUCAAUUGUUAGCAGUGAUCUACAGAUUUUGUAGCUUAUUGGUGCUGUAGCUCUCACCAAACUGAUUGAUAAUCCUGCUUUUAUUGAAUAGAAGGAUCACAUUUGC
Molecule: messenger RNA, 4296 nt
Organism: Linum trigynum
Lineage: Eukaryota; Viridiplantae; Streptophyta; Magnoliopsida; Malpighiales; Linaceae
Source: the annotation of a GenBank genome assembly